AUGAUGCCCAUAGUGGGUCCAGGGGCAGGGCGUGGGCCCAAGGGCAGGGCGUGGGCCCUGGGGCAGGGCGUGGGCCCUGGGGCAGGGCGUGGGCCCUGGGGCAGGGCGUGGGCCCUGGGGCAGGGCGUGGGCCCUGGGGCAGGGCGUGGGCCCAGGGGCAGGGCGUGGGCCCAGGGGCAGGGCGUGGGCUCUGGGGCAGGGCGUGGGCCCAAGGGCAGGGCGUGGGCCCAGGGGCAGGGCGUGGGCCCUGGGGCAGGGCGUGGGCCCAAGGGCAGGGCGUGGGCCCUGGGGCAGGGCGUGGGUCCAGGGGCAGGGCGUGGGCCCUGGGGCAGGGCGUGGGCCCAGGGGCAGGGCGUGGGCCCUGGGGCAGGGCGUGGGCCCAAGGGCAGGGCGUGGGCCCAGGGGCAGGGGCCGCCCCAAUCGGAACACCCCCCUCAGGACCCCACCCCCCUUAGGACCACCCCCUGCCCCCCUCCAGAGUCUGUUGACCUCUCAGAGUCUGUUGACCUCUCAGUGCCCCACCAGAUUCCCCCGCCAGAGUCUGUUGACCUCUCAGUGCCCCCCCAGAGUCUGUUGACCUCUCAGUUCCCCACCAGAUGCCCCCUCCCACCAGAGUCUGUUGACCUCUCAGUGCCCCCUCCCACCAGAAGUCUGUUGACCUCUCAGUGCCCCCCCCCACCAGAGUCUGUUGACCUCUCAGUGCCCCCCCCAGAGUCUGUUGACCUCUCAGUGCCCCCUCCCACCAGAAGUCUGUUGACCUCUCAGUGCCCCCUCCCACCAGAGUCUGUUUACCUCUCAGUUUCCCACCAGAGUCUGUUGACCUCUCAGUGCCCCACCAGAUGCCCCCUCCCACCAGAGUCUGUUGACCUCUCAGUGCCCCCUCCCACCAGAGUCUGUUGA
Molecule: messenger RNA, 900 nt
Organism: Oncorhynchus mykiss (rainbow trout)
Lineage: Eukaryota; Metazoa; Chordata; Actinopteri; Salmoniformes; Salmonidae
Source: RefSeq, a predicted model, not a curated record